CAAAGCUGUCCAUGAACAGAUAUUACCGCAGCCAUGCGACACGAUCUAGCCUACUGGCAAGUGCACGACACUGAGGAUGACUGUGAUUUGAUCAUCCGAUCUAACUCUGGCCAUGUAUUCUACUGCCACAUUUGUCCCAGUCAAUUUAUACGAUCUCCCACCAUCACAGAACAGUACUUCAAAUGUCUCGAGCUCUUGAGAACAGGCGAAGUAGAAACUGAUGAUUUCUACGAGGAAGAUGCCCACGAAUGGUUGUUAAAUUGCUUCGAGCCUUUGAUUGCGCGACUUGCGCCAUCCUCAGAGCUUCAGGUCGUUACGCAGCCGACCUUGGCUCAUUACUAUUUCCCUGAACAAACCUCCGUCUGCCACCUCAAAGCUGUGGACUAUAAGCUACAGCCUGAACAGCUGGACACCAAAAACCAUGGAUGGAGUAGCCCUAUUGUCAAAUUCGAUUCCGGUUUCUUGACUGAGCUGAAGCAGUGGACUCAAUCCUACACUGCAUCCCAAGUUCAAGUAUGCUAUGAUCGACCGGAGGACAGCUUGAUCAAACCGCCAACCUGUAUCAACAUAACUAAUCAAGAUGGUCAACCCCUCAAAUGUUUCUUCAAGAAGUUCGGACUCUCCUUUGGCCCAUCACAUGCAAAGAAGGAACUUCUUGUAUUGAAGAAGAUUACCGAAUCUCAGAUACCUCCUCCACCUCAAGCGUAUAUCUGUCGCCUCGUGGAAGUGGUUCGAGAAGGAAACGGGCUUCUAGGAAUGUUGCUCUCCUGGAUUGACAAGAAGAGUGUACUGUCCAAGGCCAAAGCUUCUGCAAGCUCCCCAGAGUUAAGAAAACGUUGGGCAACUCAAAUUCGGAAUUCACUUGACAGUCUUCACGAGAAUGACAUUAUAUGGGGAGAUGUCAAAGGGGAGAAUGUUCUUAUAGAUCAGAAUGAUGAUGCCUGGAUCAUCGACUUUGGUGGAAGCUACACCAUGGGCUGGGUUGAUGAGGACAAGGCUGGGACACUGGAGGGCGAUGAGCAAGGUGUUGCGAAGAUCUUGGAACUUCUGGAGCAGUCUUAG
This is a messenger RNA of Fusarium odoratissimum NRRL 54006, 1062 nucleotides long. RefSeq lists its product as uncharacterized. The record is from RefSeq and is a predicted model, not a curated record. NCBI's taxonomy places the organism in Eukaryota, Fungi, Ascomycota, Sordariomycetes, Hypocreales, Nectriaceae. Gene Ontology annotation, molecular function: protein kinase activity; ATP binding. Gene Ontology annotation, biological process: protein phosphorylation. The transcript has a single exon. Bases 34 to 1062 code for a protein of 342 amino acids.